Cavia porcellus (domestic guinea pig) is the source of this 4687-nucleotide messenger RNA. RefSeq names its product RNA binding motif protein 47 (gene Rbm47). The record is from RefSeq and is a predicted model, not a curated record. Bases 394 to 2172 code for a protein of 592 amino acids. Lineage: Eukaryota; Metazoa; Chordata; Mammalia; Rodentia; Caviidae. Gene Ontology annotation, cellular component: nucleus. Gene Ontology annotation, molecular function: mRNA binding. The transcript is spliced from 6 exons.
GCUGGCCUCCUCGCGGCUCGUUUCCCCCGGGGGUCCCCAAGGUUAGGAGAGCCGGGGCUGGCGCGCCCCAGCUUCCCGAGCGGCCGGGAGCGCAGCCCGGAGAGAUCUGUGGCUUUAAGGGGCGCGGUGGGGAGUCGCUGGACACUCCUUAUUUUGGUUUUACAUUAAAAAGAGGGCGGCCGCGGAGAGGUGGUAGGUCCCUCCCCAGCGGUGCGAGUUGCUGCCGCGCUGUGCGUGGUCGCCUCCGCAGCGGGCACCUCCGCAGACUUAGCAAAAGCUUGAGGAACCGAGGAGGUCGAAGGACACCUUGCACCUGGUCACCCAGCAGAGCGCAGCAACCUCUUGGCUCGCUGAGGAGCUCUGGUGUCCUCAGCCGUGGAUGCCUUUGACAUUAUGACCGCAGAGGAUUCCACCGCAGCCAUGAACAGCGACCCGGCCAGCGCGUCCUCGGCCAAGGUGCCCGAGGGCGUGGCGGGCGCGCCCAACGAGGCGGCCCUGGUGGCUCUGAUGGAGCGCACGGGCUACAGCAUGGUGCAGGAGAACGGGCAGCGCAAGUACGGCGGGCCGCCCCCGGGCUGGGAGGGCCCGCACCCCCAGCGCGGCUGCGAGGUCUUCGUGGGCAAGAUCCCGCGCGACGUGUACGAGGACGAGCUGGUGCCCGUGUUCGAGGCCGUGGGCCGCAUCUACGAGCUGCGCCUCAUGAUGGACUUCGACGGCAAGAACCGCGGCUACGCCUUCGUCAUGUACUGCCACAAGCACGAAGCCAAGCGCGCCGUGCGCGAGCUCAACAACUACGAGAUCCGGCCGGGCCGGCUGCUGGGCGUGUGCUGCAGCGUGGACAACUGCCGCCUCUUCAUCGGCGGCAUCCCCAAGAUGAAGAAGCGCGAGGAGAUCCUGGAGGAGAUCGCCAAGGUCACCGAGGGCGUGCUGGACGUCAUCGUGUACGCCAGCGCGGCCGACAAGAUGAAGAACCGCGGCUUCGCCUUCGUGGAGUACGAGAGCCACCGCGCAGCAGCCAUGGCGCGCCGCAAGCUCAUGCCCGGCCGCAUCCAGCUGUGGGGCCACCAGAUCGCCGUGGACUGGGCCGAGCCCGAGAUCGACGUGGACGAGGACGUGAUGGAGACCGUGAAGAUCCUCUACGUGCGCAACCUCAUGAUCGAGACCACCGAGGACACCAUCAAGAAGAGCUUCGGCCAGUUCAACCCCGGCUGCGUGGAGCGCGUCAAGAAGAUCCGCGACUACGCCUUCGUGCACUUCGCCAGCCGCGAGGACGCCGUGCAGGCCAUGAACAACCUCAACGGCACGGAGCUGGAGGGCUCGUGCCUGGAGGUCACGCUGGCCAAGCCGGUGGACAAGGAGCAGUACUCCCGCUACCAGAAGGCGGCCAAGGGCGGCGGCGUGGCCGAGGCUGCUGUGCAGCCGCCCAGCUACGUGUACUCGUGCGACCCCUACACGCUCGCCUACUACGGCUACCCUUACAACGCGCUCAUCGGACCCAACAGGGACUACUUCGUGAAAGCAGGCAGCAUACGAGGCCGGGGGCGAGGCGCAGCUGGCAACAGAGCCCCAGGGCCCAGGGGCUCCUACCUUGGGGGAUAUUCUGCCGGCCGUGGUAUCUAUAGCCGGUAUCACGAAGGGAAAGGCAAGCAGCAAGAAAAAGGAUAUGAACUUGUGCCAAAUUUGGAAAUCUCUGCCGUCAAUCCAGUUGCCAUUAAACCUGGUACAGUGGCCAUCCCUGCCAUUGGGCCCCAGUAUUCCGUGUUCCAGGCAGCCCCGGCCCCUAAAAUGAUUGAAGAUGGCAAAAUUCACACCAUGGAGCACAUGAUCAGCCCCAUGGCUGUGCAGCCAGACCCGGCCAGCGCUGCUGCUGCUGCUGCGGCCGCCGCUGCUGCGAUCAUCCCUGCCGUCUCCACGCCACCGCCUUUCCAGGGUCGCCCAAUAACUCCAGUGUACACGGUGGCUCCAAACGUGCAGAGAAUUCACACUGCCAGCAUCUACGGGGCCAGUUACGUCCCUUUUGCUGCUCCGGCCACAGCCACGAUCGCCACACUACAGAAGAACGCAGCUGCCGCGGCAGCUGUCUAUGGAGGAUACGCUGCAGGCUACAUACCUCAGGCCUUCCCAGCUGCUGCUAUUCAGGUCCCCAUCCACGACGUCUACCAGACAUACUGAGACUGGCGACGGGAGGAAGACAAGCCCAAAGACACCACUGAAGGAACGCUUUACUAUUUAUGAAGACAGAACACAUUGCAUCAGCGCACAUCUGAAACCAGAAAGUGAAGAAUGCUAUCAAGUACCACAUGGAAAUCUUUUAUAUACAUGAAGUUUUUCACUAGUUUUUUAAAGACUGUUUUCCACCUCAGAGGCCUGUGUUCAUACAUUUCUAUAAGACUUACAACGGUCCGUGCCUUAAUACCAUCUUUUGAAAAAUCUGUAUGCUAUACCACAUUUGUAUAGAGGUUUUGGUUUUUUGUUUGUUUUUUAAGGAUAUAUUUUCAGUAUGAAGGUUAUUUUCUUAACUUCUGCACUCCAGAUAUUUCUAUUUUGUAGUAUCUUCAAUAAUAUAUCAGCUAUAUAUAUAUAUAUAUAUGUAUUAAAGCACAGGUGAGCAGCUAGGGAACUAUUUUGAAAAAUAUAUUCAAUAUUUAAAGAUACAAACCAUAGUGCUUUAAAAUACUACAUAAGAUGUUAUUCUAAAGAUGAUACUGGAAAGUGCAAUUUUGAAAUGAGUAAAAACCUCUGCUGUAUUUUCACCAGCAUUAAGGGUUGACGGUGUUACUAUCAGUUAAACACUCGACCUCUCCUUAAGCCAACAUGGGAAGGACUCAUCACAACCUGUGUGCAAACACUGGAAAGCCCUCACCUGUCCCCAUUUCCUUGGGGUCCUGUACCUUCAUUAUUAGCUGUGCCCAUCCCCCCUUUUCCCUCACCUCUGUCCCACCGCUACCCAACUUCCAAGUUUGGCAAGUCUGGGACAAUGAAGAACUCUGAUAGAGAAAACAACUGGUGGCUUUUAUUAUACUUCUUCCUGGGUUUUUGUUGGAGUUUUUUGUUUUGUUGUAUUUUUUGUUGUUGUUAUUGCUGUGGUUGGGGAGGAAUUCUCUUCUAUGUGUGGCUAUUUUCAAUAGCAGAGUAUGUUUAAGCACAAGGUUUUUGUUAUGUUUGCAUAAGACAUCUUUGUGUAGCUAUUUAAUUGUCCAAUAUAAAAUUUUAAUUCCCUUUCUAGUGCUUUUAUUUUACUUGUUUUUGAAGUAUGACUUUUAGAGACAAAGAAUGUAUGUCAUUGUAGACAAGACCCGAAAGACUUGUCAGCAGAAAGUUAGGCUUCUGGUUGCCUUACCGUAUUUCAUGGAAAACGUGUGCAGGCAUCGAGGGCGCUAGCAGCCUUGUGUCUAUCAGGCAUUACGUCUGUGCUCGCGCUGAGCACUUGCAGGUAAACCUCGCUGGUGCAAUUCCGGGAGGAGGAAAGGACCUGAAAAAGUUAAAGAGAGUCUGUAAAUAUAAUGCUUACUUCUUCUCCUUUUAUGUUGCAGAAGUUCCAGGUUAUGUAGUUUAAUACAAAGUGAAACCAUUUUAUUUCAAUGCUGUUAGAAGGGUUUGCUCUAUUAGGAAGUGAGUAUGUUGUUGCAGUGUUUUGUGCCUGUUUAAAGGCUUUUGCUUAGCAGCAUGAAUGUAAAAUACAGUAACAUGUUCAGAUCAUCAUCUAUUUUAUGAAAUACAUCAACUUGGAUUUUUUAAAAGGCUCUAUCAAGGAAAUGAGGUGUGCAAUAGCUAGUAAAUACACAGUUGUAUGUUUAUAUCAUGAAAGAGGUCCAUCACAUCUUUCCACUCAUUGGAGUUUUGUUGAUGGCUGAAUUUUUAUUUGUGAAUUAAUAGGAUCGUGCCCUUAGCAAAUACUUUUAGGUUUUUUUUUUUUUUUUGAUUAAGAGAUCCCCAAAUGCCUCCCCCCUCAGCUUGAUGAGUUUUUAUAUGUAAGGAAUAUUUAUUUAACUAUUCUAUAAAAUUAUUGAGUGCCUGCCGAGGCCUUUAAACAUUCCUGACAUUCCUUCCCAUUAAAUGACAGAAAGUAACUGUGCAAUGUUCCUGGUGAGGUACCCAGCAGGCUGCAUCCAAACUCAAAUCUGUUGGAAUGGGUAUUCCAACAAAAUGCAAUGUGGAUCGGAUCCUCAUCCCUUGACUCGUGUGAAAGAAGUACUCUCCUUCCAGGGAAGGAUUGUCCCAGAGGUUCACUGGAUGAAACUCUGACCCAGCGUUCUUACUGUAUUUUACAUGUGCCUGUAAGUUAUUUGCAAAAAAAAAGAAAAAAGAAAGAAAGGCAAAAAAAGGAAAAAAAAAAAAAAAAAGAUGUCUUAACAUGGCCACUACCAAACUACCUUAAAAACAAAUGUUGGUGAUGGCCAUUUAAGUAUCACUGAGCCUCCUGUCUGUUCUCUUCUGUUAUCUGUUGUUUCAAAACCAUUUCAUAGUACACUACUGGGGUAAGUUUAUAACUUGAAAUGUGAACUUUUUUUUUAGGGUUAAGAACAAACUAUAUAAAUGUUUUUUUUUUAAAUGUUGUAGAGUUCUGUUUCCACACAUGCUAGUAGUUUAGUUGAUUUUAGCUGCUUUGUAUUUGAAAGGCUAUUUAGAUCCUGCUCCAUUUACGUUCUUAGGAUGUAUGUAGCAAAUAAAGCUUUCUUUAAAGCAA